UUGCCUACUGGGAUUUGUAAUCAUUUCAUCCCCAGCCAGUACCUGUAUCACUUGUGCACAAACAACACAACACAGGAUCUUGUUUGCAUCAUUUUGCAUCGUUUAGCUGCUUGCUGUAGUGAAUAGUGAUCGUGAUGGCGUCCAAGCAAUCUGCGAAGAGAGCGGCGGCUGAAAAAAUGGCUGAAAUUGAAAAAGAGAUGGUUUCUAAGAAAAGUAAUAGCGGCAAGACUCUGAGGGUAGCAGCCAUUGCACCUAGAUCGCGAGUAAAAUCCGAAACUGAGAGCGACUCAGAACAAGAAAUAGUCGUAAAGAAAAGCGGAUCCAAGCGACAGAGAGCGACGGCUGCUGCUGCUGCUGCUCCAAGUACAUCGAGUGCAAAUGUGGCCGAAAAAACCACCAAGAAAAAAACAACUAAGGCAGAACAAGCUCAAUCUGAGCGGAAGAAAGUGAGAGUUGAACCUGAAAGUGACAGUGAUUCAGGAGCCAGCACUAGUCGAGACAAAGUUCCACUAUUGGAACAAUCUUUGGAAAUUUAUGCUCCUCGUGCCAGAAAACCAGUAGACCAAUUUGAUGCUGUGGUUCUGAGGCAAGGAUCGAGGCAGAAGUUUGAUGUUCAAAUCACUAGAGGCAAAGGCAUAAAAAUUGAAGAUAUUCCCAGCAUCAGUUAUGAAGUGGAGAAAAGUGGGUUGGAUGACCUGAAAACCCUGCAUCGUAUUAUGUAUUCUCGCAUUGGGAAUGUUGAGAACGUGAAGGACAACAUUCAAAACUUCAGUGGAUUUGCGUUCGACAAAGAUACGAAACCGUUCCGUAUGACUCGCACUGCUCUCACGAAGCUUACAAUGACUAAACUGAGAUGCCUAUCGCAGAUGCUUUGCUUGCCAAAAGAAGGGAAAAUUGCUGACUAUGUCGAGCGCAUUCUCCAGUUCCUUCUAAAACCAACCGAUACAGGACUGGCUGCCCGAGAGUCUAGACCUGAGCGCAAAGGCGCUCAUGCCAAAUCUUACAAAGAAGCUGCCAGUACUGAUGAAGCAGGUCCCUCUCGUCCAAAGAAGAGAAGCACUAAAGCGGUGGAAACCACUCCUGAAGGAUCAGCUGAGGAAGCUGAAGAAGAAGCUAAAAAGCCCAAAAAGGGCAAAGAUACAAAGAAAACCAAGAAAGUAGAUGAAGAAGACAUAAAAAACGGACAGGAAGAGGUUCAGGCUGAAGAUAAAACGUCGAAGAAAACUGCUAAGCUGCCCAAAAAGCAAAUAGUAUAUGCAGAUAUCGAAACACCUCCCUCUUCGUCUCAGCCCAAAGAAACCUCUGGAAGAAAGCAGAACAACUCGAAAAAAGCUGACGAAGAUUUGCUCAAAGCUGCCGAAAUUGCCGAGAAACAAGAGAGAAUUGAGAAGGAACUUAGAGAAGAGGAGGACAGAAUCGAGGAGAUGGAGACGGAUGGAGAGACGGAAGUUGAAGAGGAGGUAGAGAUGAAGAAAGAACCGGAACAGGAAGAAGUUCCGGAACCGGAAGUUGCUGACAAAAAGAACAAAGUCCGUGGUCUUCCGACAGACGAAGAACUGAAAGUUUGUAUCAAAGCCAUUUUGGAUAAGGCCAAUCUGGAGGAGAUUACCAUGAAAACUUUAUGCCAACAAGUCUACGAGCAUUACCCCGGCCACGAUCUCAGUAUGAAGAAAGACUUCAUUAAGUACACUGUGAAAUCGCUGAUUUCAUAAUAACCAGGACAAUGGAGAAUUUAAUUUGUGAAGAAGAACUGGUUUUGUUAUCCAUUAAUUUUUCUAUGUUUAUUAUUCUGUUUGUGUUUAUUUUUUACGUGUUCAUUCUCAUUACUAUAGAUGUUGAUCGUUUAUUGAAGAAACUCAACUCUGAUGUGAGGUUCGAGAAUUUGUAUUUCAAAGACUUAUAAUGUGAUAUGUGUAUUAUGUAUAUUAGGCCACCUUAUUACUCUUUCCUGUAGACUCUCACAUUAUUGUUUUUAGAUCUAUUCAGUACAUUUUCUCAUUAUUCAUAUUCUUUCUCAUUAUUUUUCUCUCCAGAUUCAAUCAAUUUUAUUUUUUGACAUUUGGCACAUUCGCAAAUAUGAAGUAAGAUUUGAUUCCAGAGUCACUUAAUAAUCUGGAAAAUAUUAUCUGUAUUCAGUACUUUCUCACCUUGAUAGUAUUUUUUCAACAGAUAAUCAUUUUUUAUAUUUUGACAUUCGUAUAUGUGAACAAUCACUUGAACAAUUGAAUCGCUUGAUUUAAUAAUUCCACAAAUUCAAUGAGAAUAAGUAUUGUGUUAGUAUUGUGAAGGUUCGUCACAUUAAUUUUUUGAAAGCUUUAUCUAUAGUUUAAUCAAAAUUCAUUAUUUCUUCGGAAUAUCUAUCUAUGUUGUUCCUCGAGUGUUUUUUAUUUUAUUUUAUUGAGAGUUUAUUAAUAUUAAGAUAAUCUAUUUCUAGUGGCCAAGUUUGUUUAAAGUACUUAAUAUUUGAUUUAAUUAUUAUUCAAGUAUAAAAAUGCUGCGCUUUCCUAGUUGCCCUCUUUUCAUGUUGUUUGCAACAAGAAAUAAUGAAGAUCUUGAGGUCGGUAAAGACUAACGCGCCACGAACACGCUCAUUUCAUUUUUAAUCAGUUGAUUCAAUUCUUAUUAUAUCUGUAUUUGUUCAAAAACCGUAAGAUACAGAUAUAAUAAGCAUAUAGCAUUAGCUGAUGAAAAGUGAAAUGCGCGUGUUCAUGACGCAUCAGUCUGUCCACACAUGAAGAUCAAGUUACCUUUUGCUUUUUCGCAGCUAUAAUAAUUUCAAAUAAUUUUUCGUGUCUGAAAAAGUAAAUGUUUUCAGUUUUCAUAUUAUCAAUAUUAAUCAUUAGUAUUAUAGAGAUUGAUGUUGUGAAUGUAAAAAGUUAAUUUUCACUUGCAAAAUUGAAAACCUAAAUCCUUCAGACGCGAAAAUUACAUUUUUACUGUAGCAUUUAUUAACAAAUAUUACUUGAAUUGAAAAAAAUAAUAAGUGGAUAAAUAAUAAUAAAAAGUACUUUGAAUUGAAUGUACAUUUUGUUAGUAAUCAACUUCUCAUCCACUUGUUAUUUUUUUUUUAAUGUAGGGCCUAAGUCAUGUUUCUUGAUAAAUGUUACAGUAAAAAUGUAUUUUUCUCGUCUGAAGAAGUAAACGUUUUCAGUUUUUCAUAUUAUCAUAUUAAUUUUUGAGAUUGAUGUUGUGAAGGUGGAAAAUCCACUUGAUCUAUACUUUUUUGUAAGUUAUAAACUUCCCAUCCACUGAUUAUUUUUCUCAAUUCAAGUCAUGUUUCUUGAUAGAUGUUACAGUAAAUAUGAUAGAUGUUGUGAAGGUGAAAAACCAAUUUUCACUUGAUCUGUACUUUAUUUGUUAGUUAUCAAUUACUCAUUCACUUAUCAAUUUUUUCGUAAUUCAAGUCAUAUUUCUUUAAGUAAAAAUGUAUUCAAAUGCUACUUGAAAAUAUAUGUGUAAUAAAAUGUUUACAUUAA
Nilaparvata lugens (brown planthopper) is the source of this 3476-nucleotide messenger RNA. Its product is annotated as protein DEK. Gene Ontology annotation, cellular component: nucleus. Lineage: Eukaryota; Metazoa; Arthropoda; Insecta; Hemiptera; Delphacidae. The record is from RefSeq and is a predicted model, not a curated record. Gene Ontology annotation, biological process: regulation of double-strand break repair; chromatin organization. The transcript has 9 exons. Gene Ontology annotation, molecular function: histone binding; DNA binding. Bases 135 to 1712 code for a protein of 525 amino acids.